Fusarium vanettenii 77-13-4 is the source of this 1380-nucleotide messenger RNA. RefSeq lists its product as uncharacterized. Gene Ontology annotation, molecular function: transcription cis-regulatory region binding; DNA-binding transcription factor activity, RNA polymerase II-specific; zinc ion binding. Gene Ontology annotation, biological process: positive regulation of transcription by RNA polymerase II. Gene Ontology annotation, cellular component: nucleus. Lineage: Eukaryota; Fungi; Ascomycota; Sordariomycetes; Hypocreales; Nectriaceae. Bases 1 to 1380 code for a protein of 459 amino acids. The transcript has a single exon. The record is from RefSeq and is a predicted model, not a curated record.
AUGGUUUCCAAAGCCUGGCGUGUCCGCUUUGCUCCUUCUUCCAAGGCCACACCCCCGAUCCAUGGCCCCCCGAAAGACACAUCCCUCGACUCCACUGUUCUCCGCCGACAGCCGAAGAGCAAGUCAGCCUGUCGAGAGUGCAGGUUGCGGAGGGUGAAAUGCGACGAGACAUACCCUGUGUGUCGACACUGCGCCCGACGGGGAACUGUCUGCACCCCGGCGCCCCGCAAGACCAUGUGGAAACUGGAGCUGCCACUCCUCAUCCAACAGGCAUCCUGCGGAGAUGGGUUGACGCCGUCUAUGCUGCUGCAGUACUACUUUGAGCAGGUCUGCCACAUCAUGGUGCUUGACCCUGACAUCAACCCGCUAGCCUUGCCUAUCCUGGACCUCUUCAAGGAGUCGUCAGCUCUCUUGCAUGUUGUACAGAGUAUUGCCGCUGCACACAUGAAAGGUUUCCGCGAUGCCAAUACGAGCGACUGCCUCGUUGAGCGUGGGCAGACAUUGCUAUGCAUCCAACAAGAGCUUCUGCAGACUCGAAAGAAGGCAAUCGCCACAUUUCUUGCCAUCUUCUUACUGGGCAUUUCGUCACCCUGGAUCGAAGGAACUACUGGCCUUGAACACCUGGUGGGCGCUCGAGCCCUCAUCGACUCCAUCUUGGGCGACCCUACAGCCGACCCUUCCGAUCCUGCCAUACAGCUCAUCGUGGGCAAUUACAUCUGGUGGGAGAUGGCAGCAUCGUUCAAUCUGGAACAUCGAUUACACCGGCCACUAUCCGUCGACUUCAUCUCCAAAGCUGUCGAGGCUAGCCAGCGAGAGUACCAUCCCAUGGCAGGAUAUUCUUUAGGCAUGUUCUACGCCGUUGCUAAAGUGACGCAUUACUGCCGUGGAGUGGUAGAUGGGCAGUCUCGCGAUCUUGCGCUCGAGGCAAUCCUGGAGGACGAAAUGCUGGCAUGGACCCCCAGCCAAGACAAUGAGCUGCUCUUCCUUUUGAGCGAUGCAUAUCGAAAACACGGUCUGAUUCAACUCUACCGAAUAUGCGGUCGUGAUACGGAGCUUUUUGAUGUGGGCGGCGAAACUAUGAUACAACAAUGGGCUAGCGAGGCCAUGGAGGGUUUGCUGCGAAUACCCCCAACCUCGCCGUAUCUCAACUUUCAGCCUAUCCCCCUCAUGUCUGCCGCUUCUGAGAUACCGGCCGACAAGCUUCAGCAGCGAGAGGAGGUGAAGAUUCGAUUCAAGGCCAUAUACUCUUUGACGCGUCUUCCAGUCAUGUUGGACGCCAUUACCCUUCUCGAGGAAAUAUGGGAGCUUAGGCGUCUGGGGAUCACAACUACGUGGCUUGUCAUUUUGCUUGAGAGAGGCCAGGUAUUUCCACUUGCCUGA